AUGAGCGGCGCUACCGAGGGAUCUGCCCCUAACUCCGGCCAGGGCGGUAUAGAUACUCCUAGUAGCUUAUCGAGCCAAAAGCGGUCGCGCGACUAUGCAGAGCAGCUAAAGGGCUUAUCCCCAUCUGAUGAUGAAGAUCAUCAGAAGGAUACUUCGUUACCAGCAUUGAAGAAACAGAAAACGGGCAAUUCCGAUAGUGGUGAUGACUCAGAUUUGGACGACGGCGAAAUAGUAGAGUCGAGUCCAAAUCCUAGUCCAGCACAUGCCCAACCUAUCACCGAGCCUUCCGAGGAUGGUGAGAUUGACAGCCCCAUGGCUAAGCCUCAGGAGUCUGAUGAAUCGGACCAAACUUUCUUCAUUGACAAGACCGGGAGCAAGCCUGUUCAACAUUCAGGCUGGAACCAAGGGCUCAGUCUAGGUGCAAGAACGUCAUUUGGGAAGCCAGCCGCACACCUAUUUCCUCCAAACUCAGCUGCCAGAGAAGAUGAUGACGACGAGAGGGAUAGAGACUAUAGACCACCAACUGAAUCGCCUGAGGAUCAGUCGCCCGUGGGAUUUAUCGUCGACGGAUACACAUGGUAUCUGCCUCAUCUGAAUUUUCGAGCCAAGAAGCAUUCUGCUCAUACGGCCGACUUCUUCAACGACAGAAUCCAGACCUGGAUUCUUGCAUUUCUCGAGAGGAAUGCGAAGGGAGUUGACCGCGUAUCUACCAAAGUGGUCCGAGAAGGAUUCACUAACCAUCUAAACCUCAAAAGAGCGAAUCUUUUCAAGGGCGCUAAAAAGUAUGCUGACGCUGCUACAAGUGCGGCACAAGAGGCCAUAGAUGAUGCUAGCCUUGGGGAGCUAGCUACUUCGGCCAAUGAACCCAGUCAAGAAGAUACUACCCCCGUUACAGAUAAACGAGAGGAAGUAUUAGGCGACGAAGACGAACUGCGACAACAGCGAAGGUAUUUUCCGUGGGCAGAAGAUCCAGCUCAGCACUGUCUGUCAUGCUCCGGAAUUGGGCAUCAUGCUCACGAAUGUCCACAACGUAACUGUAAAUUCUGUGGGAGCCAGGAACAUGCUUUGUUCGGCUGUCCCACAAAACAGAGGUGUUCCAAAUGCCGCCAACUAGGACAUAGCAGCGCAAGCUGUGAGGAAAAACUUGCCCUCGCGUCGGAUGAGCAAGGCGGUUGUGCAAUAUGCGGCGCCGGGCACGCAGAAGAAUGGUGCUCUGAAAUAUGGAGGAGCUUCGCUCCAACGACUGAUUCUCACCCGAAGGUCAAGGAUGUCCCGGCUUUCUGCUACACUUGCGGCGGCGAAGGCCAUUACGGGCCAGAGUGUGGAUUACCAGAUAGGGGAGAUAAGGUGACAGGAAAGACGACGUGGUCGCAAGCUAAUCGCCUUCUUUACAUAGACCAGAAUAGCCAGAAUACUGCUAUCGCUUGGGUCGGCGUGGACCGGAAAGAAGAUUUCCACAUUCUUGGAAGGGCAAGAAAGCAGAUACAUACUCACUUCAUCUCUAGUGACGAGUCAGAAGAAGAGCUUGUUCAUGCGCCUAUCAGAAAGUCAGAGACUCGAAGUCAGAUCAGGAUAGCAAGCAAUAUCGGAUCCUUAGGACAAAGUAGCAACCGCACCCGAUCGCGUCGCAAUAACGACCAGAGUUAUAGACGUCAGAACGAGAGAGAGUUCUCGCCUCCGCCACCACCCUCGUACUCUCAAGGCAACGGUAACUCGUCUUGGCAACCACCUCUCCCGCCAGGACCGCCACCACCCUCCCAGAGGAAUGGAUAUCAGGGUUCAUUGCCAUCUGCGCCUACAUCUCUACCUCCGCGUCCGCCAGCAUUCAAUCAGUCGCCCAGUAGAGGCGGUUCAGGCGGUAGGGGUGGUCAUUUCAAUCGGGGUGGUCGAGGUGGCCGCGGCCGCGGAAGGGGUAGAGGACGAGGAUAA
Molecule: messenger RNA, 1929 nt
Organism: Daldinia childiae
Lineage: Eukaryota; Fungi; Ascomycota; Sordariomycetes; Xylariales; Hypoxylaceae
Product: Protein AIR2
Exons: 3
Coding region: 1-1929 (642 amino acids)
Molecular function (GO): nucleic acid binding; zinc ion binding
Source: RefSeq, a predicted model, not a curated record